Mesoplodon densirostris (Blainville's beaked whale) is the source of this 386-nucleotide messenger RNA. RefSeq names its product histone H2B type 1-L-like. The coding region runs from base 6 to 386 and encodes 126 amino acids. Gene Ontology annotation, molecular function: DNA binding; protein heterodimerization activity; structural constituent of chromatin. Gene Ontology annotation, cellular component: nucleosome. The record is from RefSeq and is a predicted model, not a curated record. The transcript has a single exon. NCBI's taxonomy places the organism in Eukaryota, Metazoa, Chordata, Mammalia, Artiodactyla, Ziphiidae.
ACACCAUGCCUGAGCUGGCUAAAUCUGCUCCUGCUUCCAAGAAGGGAUCUAAGAAGGCGGUGACCAAGGCGCAGAAGAAGGAUGGCAAGAAGCGCAAGCGCAGCCGCAAGGAGAGCUACUCUGUAUAUGUGUACAAGGUGCUGAAGCAGGUCCACCCGGACACCGGCAUCUCGUCCAAGGCCAUGGGCAUCAUGAACUCGUUCGUCAAUGACAUCUUUGAGCGCAUCGCGGGCGAGGCGUCGCGCCUGGCGCAUUACAACAAACGCUCGACCAUCACCUCCAGGGAGAUCCAGACGGCCGUACGUCUGCUGCUGCCUGGGGAGCUGGCCAAGCACGCCGUGUCCGAGGGAACCAAGGCUGUCACCAAGUACACCAGCUCCAAGUAA